AUGAACACAAACGUGCAUGAUUACGAACAGGAGCCUCCCGAGGGAGGAAUGACUUGGGAUGAGGAGCAGCAGCUUCGACCCAAGCAACAAAGCUACACCACGCCCGCCUCCCCACAGACUGCCGACACGACCACUGCCAGCAGCGACACACACAGUACUUCUAAAGAGGUCGCAGACGUUGACGAUUCGCAAGAAGCGGGCUCGGACCACUCUCUUGAAGAGGGUGAAGUCGCUGAUGAAGACUCUAAAGCGACGUCGGCUGGCACAGCCAAAGAUAGGAGAGCCACCAAAGGGAGCUCUUCUCGGGCGGGAUCUCCCCGUAGAGGCAGGCGUCCCAGGAGCCGCUACGCUUUUUCCCGCUACGCUCAUUCUUCAUGCCCGUACCGCGUACCCGUCGUCUAA
This is a messenger RNA of Cryptococcus amylolentus CBS 6039, 402 nucleotides long. RefSeq lists its product as hypothetical. The transcript has 2 exons. The record is from RefSeq and is a predicted model, not a curated record. Bases 1 to 402 code for a protein of 133 amino acids. NCBI's taxonomy places the organism in Eukaryota, Fungi, Basidiomycota, Tremellomycetes, Tremellales, Cryptococcaceae.